Molecule: messenger RNA, 2023 nt
Organism: Glycine soja
Lineage: Eukaryota; Viridiplantae; Streptophyta; Magnoliopsida; Fabales; Fabaceae
Product: protein MARD1-like
Exons: 3
Coding region: 751-1602 (283 amino acids)
Source: RefSeq, a predicted model, not a curated record
CUCCUUUGCUUAAUUGCUUCUCCUUCAUUUAACUCGUGAACUGGCAUAUGAAUCCAAACACGACUCUCUCUCUCUCUCCAAAGCUUCCCUCUUUUUUCUUCUCUUAUUGAUUGCUCAAAACCCAAUGCUCUUUAUUUAAACUCCCACACUUUGCACCAUUAAAACAGAAAAAAAAAAAAUCAGAAAAAAGACUUAUAAGGAAUAAGUGAUGGAGAGAAGGAGGCAGGAAUUGCAUGUGCUUGGUAACCAAAACCAAACAAAGCCUUAAGAGUUCAUUUUUGGGAUGAUGCGUUUUCUCGGAGACAGCAUCAAAAUCCAAAACUGUUAUUUUUUUUUCGUGAUCUCUUACUUUUCUGAACGCCACACAGAUCCAAUGGCAGAGCUGCUACUAAUCACAUGCAUCUCACUACUUUUCCUCAUUCAAUAUCAAAACUGACAAAAAAAGACAAUUGAGAAGGCUAUUCUGUUCAACCCCACAGUUUUCAGUUUCAGUUUUUUGUGUGUUGUUUUGUGAGCGUGUGUGUAACAAACAGUUACAAGUACAGAAGAAACAUUCCCAGUACGCUACCUAGCUAGGCUUAUUCAGUGUUAUAACCAGGAAAAAAAGGACCUUUGCACUUUAAUUUGCUGGUGUUUUUGGAAAUAGCAGCCUGCAUCCGUCAGAGUGGUUUUGUUAUUUGUUAGUGCCAUCACUCUCUAUUAGCCAUUUUGGGUGUUAAUUUUCCUUGUGGGAUCAUUUUGAUUUCACUUAUGCUGCUGAGGAACAGAUCAAGGGCAGUGACAAAGCCAGGUUUGAUGGCUGAUCACGGCACCCAGAAUUCUCCAAAUCAAAACUAUGCUAAAACUAUUCCUUCUCUAUUUGGGUCACCAAAAUUCAGAGAUUUCACCAACAAGUGUCUCUCUUCAGGAACUGAGGCCUUAAGGAGCCCAACUUCAAUUCUUGAUGCCAGAGCAUUAUCCCCUUUUGCCUUUGGAAACCCAUUUUCAACCCUUCCAAACAAAACCUCCUCACCAAACAGAACCUCCUGGGACAAGCCUGAUUCAAAGGGUAUUGGCCUUGCUCUUGUUGGUGCUCUCAAAGAUGAUGAUAACCCAAUUUGUCACAAUUCUGAACCCAAGAAAGGAAAUGUUCUGCUUAGAGUGAGAAUACCAUUUGAGUCUCAAUUUCAAACAUGUGUGGAUGAUUUUGGAAUCGCCAAAACCAAUGGUUCAAAGAACUCAUCAGGGUCAGGAAUUUGUUCAAAGGAUUGUUGUGAUUCUCCAAGAAGUGGUGGCGUUCUGUCUUGGAGUGCGAUGGAGCUUUCUGAGGAAUAUACAUGCGUGAUAUCCCAUGGACCUAUCCCAAAAGCCACACACAUAUUCAACAAUUGCAUUAUGGUGGAGACAUAUUAUUCUCUCCCCCCAAAACAAAACUCUCACUCUGCUGCUACCUCCGGGAAUUUCCUCAGCUUCUGCUACACUUGCAAGAAACAUCUUGACCAGACAAAGGACAUCUUUAUUUAUAGAGGAGAAAAAGCUUUCUGUAGCAGGGAAUGCCGCCACAGAGAAAUGAUGUUAGAUGGAAUAGAAAAUCUUGAGUUUGAAAGCAAUGGUUAUUCUUGACUAGAUCAUCACUUGCGUGCUUUGCAUGCACCGUGGCCGCAAAGUCCUGCAUUUUGAGUAGAGGAUAAUAACCAGAAAAUGCUCAAAGUCAAAUCCAAAUUUUCCAAUUCAUAAUGAUUUUAUUAUAUGACUAGGUAGCAGUAGUAGUAACGAGUUUACUAGUUAGUAUUUCAUUGUAAUCAGUACAAGUUCCUUUUUUCUCUUUCUUUUUUCAUCCCUUUUUGAAGAAGACUUUUGCUUUAUUUCUUUUUUUGCAUCCUCUCCCUUGCAAAUAGAGAUAAGAGAGGAUGUUGUAGAGUUGGUUCUAAGUGUCAGUGGUGACUAAUUUGAUUGCUUCUUCUGGUUUUCACUACCAUUGUUUUCGGGUGAAGCAGACGAUCGAUGAUGUGUGAUUGAAAACAGUGCCUUUCUUCUUUUUCUU